CAAAACGAAAUUUGCGAUUGAACAUCCCACGGGAAGGGAACAAAAAGAAAUUUUGCCCCUAUAUAAAGCCGGUGGGAGACUCCUGAAGAUCAUAGUUCAAAUCUGCACAGCGGUAAGAACCAAGCUCAAAACCUUCAAAAUGAAAUUCUUCAUCGUUGCUCUGGCCCUGAUCGCAUUGGCCGCCGCCAAGCCUCAGGAUGACAAGUACACCACCAAGUACGACAGCGUCGACAUCGAUGAGAUCCUGAAGUCCGAACGCCUGUUCAAGAACUACUAUGCCUGUCUUAUGGAUACCGGAGCUUGCACCCCAGAUGUCAACGAACUGAAGCGUGUCCUGCCCGAUGCCCUGGAAAACAACUGUGCCAAGUGUAGCGAGAAGCAGCAGAACGACAGCACCAAGACCAUCAAGUACCUGACCGAGAACAAGCCAGAAGAAUGGAAGGCUCUGAAAGCCAAGUACGAUCCCGACAACAAGUAUGUCGAGAAGUACGUCGCCGAUGCCGAUAAGGAAGGAAUCAAACUGUAAACUGCAUAAGAUUCUGUGAUUAAGACUGAACUGAAUUACUUUGGAAAAUCAACAAACCGCUGUGACACUUUUGAAGAUUGUUUUGAGAUAGGAUCACCACGCUUGGAAUUUAAUGUAGUUCUCUAGAAUCCUUGGUGCAGAUGAACUUGUUGUGACAAUAAAUGGAUUUCAGAAACUAAA
Molecule: messenger RNA, 706 nt
Organism: Aedes aegypti (yellow fever mosquito)
Lineage: Eukaryota; Metazoa; Arthropoda; Insecta; Diptera; Culicidae
Product: ejaculatory bulb-specific protein 3
Exons: 2
Coding region: 140-526 (128 amino acids)
Source: RefSeq, a predicted model, not a curated record